AUGGACCUGAGACAAUUGACUGAAACACCAAGUUUCUUGGAUCAGCAACAAAUGGGUAUGCAACGUCGCCCUUCAAUUUCGUCGAUGUCAUCCGCAGCGUCUGGGUAUGCGUCUUCUGUCAACAACACCAGCAACAAUCCUCUGCGCGUAAACGCCGGUCAACCACGGUAUAAUGCCUGGCUGUCUCCUCAGAACGGCAAUCCGAUGGUCAACGUUGAUCCUUGGAUUGAGCAACAAGUCAACGUUUCCCAAUACUCACCUCCUAACGAUGGCAAAUUUCAUCUAGAGGAGGACGCCAAGGACGACCUGCUCAAAGAAUCUGAUGCCUUAUCCCAACAACAGAAACCUUUGGAUUCAGAACUCGAUGGUAUUGAUGAUACGAAUGAUGAUGAAGAUGUCAUUCCCACUGCUAUUGUGAUAAAGAACAUCCCUUUUGCCAUAAAAAAAGAGCAACUUUUAGACGUUAUGACAAAGUUUAGCUUGCCUUUGCCUUAUGCCUUCAACUACCAUUUUGACAAUGGUGUUUUUCGUGGUUUGGCUUUUGCAAACUUCACAUCAACGGACGAAGCCUGCCUUGUUGUAGAGAAUUUGAAUGGAAAGGAGAUUGGCGGCAGAAAGUUGAGAGUUGAAUAUAAAAAGAUGCUACCUCUACCCGAAAGGGAAAGGAUUGAAAGAGAGAAACGUGAAAAAAGAGGACAGUUAGAAGAGCAACAUAGAUCUAUGUCUUCUGCCUCAUUGGCUUCCCUUUACUCUGUCGCUUCGGCCCCUCCCAAUGUCUCUAAGAAUGUUUUAUCUCAACAGAAUGCUCCAGAUAGACUAUAUGCUACAAUUCCCUCACAGUUAACCCCUAUUCCCUCUGGAUUGGACAUGAAUGAUCCUGAGACUCUUGAGUUAUACACACAGCUUCUACUAUUCCGAGAGGACAAAGAUCAAAGACACUCAGAGUUGGCUUUUCCUACCACAGCUAACUCUUCCCUGCGUCGUGUGUUGCCUCUUCUUAGUCAGUUUUUGGGUUUGGCUGAUACUUUUGAGGGAGGAUUCAUUAUUAUUAGAAGACAGUCAUUUCAGCAUCCUCUUCAGCAAUCUGGGAUAUCAGCGUCUAGCACUGCUGCAUCUAUCAGUGCUGCUAACUCCAACCUAAUUAGAUCACAAUCCUAUGGUAUUCUCUCAUCAGCGGCCGGAUCCACCAACAUAUCCAGCACUCAUGGUCGUUACAGACAACCGCCUCAAUCAGCUACUACGGGUAUGUACACUGGUCAGCAAUAUCCACCUUCUCAGCAGCAAUCUCCGAGAAUGGGUAAUUCGGGAUUAGCCCCCCUUGGAGGGACAGCCCCAGCAUUUCAGCAAGCCCAAUCUACUGGUGGAUCAAGUAUGCUUCACCCCGCACUUUCAAGUUCAAAUUUGGGCGCUCUUAAUGCUGCUGUAUUGAGAGGCUCAUCUCGAGUUGUUAAGCCCAGUUUACCACCUGGAUCACUUCAACAGCGACAAGCUACUGGCAGUGGACAGCCACUUGCUUCCCCAGCCAACGAAUUACGAUACUCUCCAUUUCAGUCCUUUGCACAACCAGGAUACCUGUCUCAGCAACAAGUUCAACAACAACAGCAACAACAGCAACAGCAACAGUCUUUGAACCCACAAGCCCAACAGCACAACUCGCUAUUCGACUUGAAUUCUGAGUUCAACAACAUGGGUCUAUAA
This is a messenger RNA of Komagataella phaffii GS115, 1698 nucleotides long. Its product is annotated as Protein involved in G2/M phase progression and response to DNA damage, interacts with Rad53p. The record is from RefSeq and is a predicted model, not a curated record. Bases 1 to 1698 code for a protein of 565 amino acids. Gene Ontology annotation, molecular function: mRNA binding. Lineage: Eukaryota; Fungi; Ascomycota; Pichiomycetes; Pichiales; Pichiaceae. Gene Ontology annotation, cellular component: nucleus; cytoplasm. The transcript has a single exon.